Periophthalmus magnuspinnatus is the source of this 4268-nucleotide messenger RNA. It is a transcript of the gene dpp6a, whose product is annotated as dipeptidyl-peptidase 6a. The record is from RefSeq and is a predicted model, not a curated record. Gene Ontology annotation, biological process: proteolysis. Bases 1 to 2550 code for a protein of 849 amino acids. The transcript has 26 exons. Gene Ontology annotation, molecular function: serine-type peptidase activity; dipeptidyl-peptidase activity. NCBI's taxonomy places the organism in Eukaryota, Metazoa, Chordata, Actinopteri, Gobiiformes, Gobiidae.
AUGGCGUCUCUUUAUCAAAGAUUCAGCAGCGGGACCAUCGAGACCAACAAAUCGUUCCCAGAUCCUCCAGAGGCGAGUCACCUGCUCGGGCAGAGCGCGGAGGGGCAGCGGGGACCGGAGAGCCACAGAGCCCGGCUCCAGCAGCAGUACCGCCGCCAACACGACGACGAGGACGAGCUGGUGGGCAGUAACCCUCCGCAGAGGAACUGGAAGGGAAUAGCGAUCGCCCUCCUUGUCAUUCUGGUCAUCUGCUCCCUGAUCGUCACCUCCGUCAUCCUGCUGACACCAAGAGAGGACGACCGUUUGGCCCUGAAGAGCAAACUGACAGUGACAGACCUGUUCAAGAAGGACUUCAAAGUUCACGACCCCAACGCCAAGUGGAUCAGCGGUAAUGAGCUGCUCUUCCGUAACCGCGAUGGAGACGUCGUCAAGUUCAACGUCGACACCAAUGAGACGACCGUUUUGGUGCACAACAAGAAAUUUGAAAUGUACAAAGCCACCAAGUACGAGGUUUCUCCCGACCUGAAGCAUGUGCUGCUAGCCUACAACGUCGCUCCGGUGUACCAGUACUCGUACACGGCCUUCUACAUCAUCUGCAGUCUGGAGACUCCAGAAACGUGGAACCUGAACCCUCCUGAAGUGAGAAACGCUCAGCUGCAGUUUGCGGGAUGGGGACCUCAAGACCAACAGCUGAUUUUCAUUUUCGAGAACAACAUCUAUUUCCGCUCCAAAGUCGAGAGUCGCUCCAUCCGUCUGGUGUCCACAGGGAAAGAAGGCGUGAUCUUCAACGGCCUCAGCGACUGGCUCUAUGAAGAGGAGAUUUUCCACUCCCACAUUGCCCACUGGUGGUCUCCAGAUGGCGCUAGACUGGCCUAUGCCACCAUCAACGACAGUCUGGUCCCAAAGAUGGAGCUGCCCAUGUUCACCGGGACGCCGUACCCGAUGGGGAAGGAGUACCACUAUCCAAAGGCCGGAGAAGAGAACCCCGUCAUCACUAUAUACGUGGUGAACUUGAACGGUCCGCUUCACACCAUAGAGAUGAGGAGGCCGGACGAUACCAGAAUAGGAGAAUACUACGUUACCAUGGUGAAAUGGGCGACUGCGACAAAACUGGCCAUAAACUGGAUGAACCGUCCUCAAAAUAUCUCUGUCCUAACUCUGUGUGAGGCCACAACUGGAGUCUGCACCAAGAAACAUGAAGAUGAAAGUGAGGGAUGGCUGCACACACAGAAUGAGAGUCCGCUGUUUUCUAGAGACGGUCUGAAGCUGUUCUUCACUCGUGCCAUUCCUCAAGGCGGGAGGGGAAAGUUCUUCCACAUCUCCAUGUCCACCUCACAGGUGAACACGAGCACAGACACACUACAGUCCAUCACAUCUGGAGACUGGGACGUGACGCAGGUCCUGGCCUUUAAUGAGGAGAGCCAGCUCAUAUACUUCUUGAGCACAGAGGAUGGGCCAAAGAGAAGACAUCUGUACAGUGCCGACACGUCCGGCUCCUUUAACCGUCGCUGUCUGACCUGUUCACUCCCCAACACGUGUGGAUAUGUGAGUGGAUCCUUCAGCCUCAACAUGACCUACUUCCUGCUUGAAUGCAAAGGUCCAGACGUCCCGUUUGUGUCGAUAUUCAGGACACAGAUCGAUGAAGACGCACAGGAUGGAGAGAGUAUUGUAGAAGUGUACAGACUAGAAAACAAUGAUUACCUGAGGAGGAUCCUGGACUCAAUGCAGAUGCCCACAGUGGAAUACAAGGAGGUCAACAUGGACGACUACAUUCUGUCAAUGCAGAUUCUGAAACCCGCGGGCUUCAUGGACACAUCUCACUAUCCUCUCCUGCUGCUCGUCGAUGGGACCCCUGGUGGCCAGUCGGUGUCAGAGCAGUUCCAUCUGGACUGGUCCACGGUCCUGGUGAGCAGUUUUGGGGCAGUGGUCCUUCGUGUGGACGGCAGAGGCAGCGGCUUCCAGGGAACCAACCUCCUGCACCGGAUUCAGAAGAGACUGGGAAUUUACGAAGAGCAGGAUCAGAGAGACGCUGUCAAUCUGAUGUUGAGAGAACCCUACAUCGACAAGACCAGGGUUGGAGCUUAUGGCAAGGAGUACGGAGGCUACAUCACCAGUCUGCUCCUGAGCGCGGGAGAGGGGUCGGCUGUAAAGUGUGGAGCCGUUCUCUCUCCCAUCACGGACUUUGAAUUAUACGCGUCGGCGUUUUCAGAGCGGUACCUCGGCCUCCCUAAACCCGACCCAAGAGCCUACACUAUGGCUAAUUUAGAGCACAGAGCUUCUCAGUUCAUGGACAACAAGUUCCUCAUCAUCCACCCCACGGCCGACGAAAAAGUCCAUUUCCAGCACACGGCAAAAUUCAUCUCCAGACUCAUUAAUGCAAAGGCCAACUACACUUUACAGAUUUACCCAGACGAGGGCCACUUCAUCCGCAGUGAGGCCACACGGCAGCACCUGAGCCAGUCCUUGGUCAACUUCUUCGAGGAGUGUUUCCGACUCCCCGAGCGCAUUUUCGAGGAGACGCUGGAAGAGGAGAGCGAAGAUGAAGUCUGAAAAUAGCGUCCCGAGUAUCUGCAGUCACCCAUGUACACACCCAAGCACAAUAACGGAUCCCCACGUCAGCUAUAUGCAACUUUUAUCUGUUUUGUCCAGCCAUUUUCAGUGCAUUUGGGCUCGUUUGGGUCAAGACUGCUUUUCUCGCAGACGACAAGUCCACCAUCUUUGCUUCAGUAUUUCAAAUCACCCCAUACGAUAUACAGAGAGCCAACAGAACGACCUGGCAACCUAACCAUGUCCAAAGUGUACAUUUGGAUAUUUUGAAACUGUGCAGGAAGGAGGUCUUUUUUAACCAAUGGAUAAUCUCCUUGAAAGCGAGUGACUUUCGAAUAGUGGAUUAAGGAGAAUUAACAGAGCACACUGACUGCAGUUGUCUUGUAAAUAAAUAAAUGAACUCAAAAAGGAUGCGGACUUUGUAUCCUAACGAGGAAAUGUAACUAUUUUUCAAAGUGGUGAUGAACUCCUCACGUGGGACUGUGGUUGUGUCUUUUGUUUUUAUGUAAAGUAGCACACAGACUUUGACAUAUAGGCCUGUCUCAUUAUUAAGUCGCCCUAACAUUGAUUAUAUCCUGGUUUACUUCAUUUAGACAUACAGUUUAUUCACUGUGCCUUAAUGUGCAAUCAUCUCUAUAAGUUGACAUUUGCCUAGGCUAUUGUUUUGAAAAUUUGUAUUAUAUCUGUGUAAACAUCUCAAGUUUUCCUAGAUGUUAAGACGCCAAAUUAGUUAAAUUAGGCAUCGAGAAUUUGACCCCCGUUCAUCUGUCUCCAUGACAACAAAUGUUUAAAAUGCUGUGUCCAAAAUCACUGAUAAGACCUGAGAUAUCUGAUCUAUGUGUUAUUUUGUAUAGUAUUACUCUUAUUCAGUACAGCAAAGCCUUGAGGUAAUGAAGAUUUUUAUUUUAUUUUUUUAAUUAACUAUAAUAUACAACUACACCUUGUACUGAAUCUGAAAACAUGACCAUGUGACUCAUGUUUUAGGUCCAACAUGAGUCUAUCCUUCUGCAUUUUGCCCAUAAGCUUUGUCAUUUAGAGCUCCCCCUUGUGGUGAUUCUGGACACAGCAUGUACCAGUGUACAGACUGCAUGCACUAUUGUUUGUAUGAUUAUGAAUGGUAAGUGGUAGGAAAAGGAUGCUUAAAGGGAUUUUUGUAGUAAACUAUCAAUGGAAAUCAGUAUUAGACCCCAAGACACUUUUUGUGUAUAUGCGAUGUGUGUUUUUGGGAGGGCAGGUGCAGUGCAAAAUAUAAAUUAUUACUCAUUUCUAAGGCAUAUUGUUUAAGUUUGUAUUUUUCUACUGUUCAGCUAGUAUUAGUUUAAAGAGCCAUUUGUGUUUCAUACAUUUCCAUGCAUGUCCAGAUGGGGGCGCUCUCCCCUAUCCCUUUGUUCUCACUGUAGGUUUUUGACAUCUUGAAUGUUCCUGACUGGACUGCAUUACCACAUUUCCAGUACUAUAUUGUGAUUGAGAUCCCAGUCUUGGUGUAUAAAUGUUAUUCAAAUAUCAUUUUAUUCUAUUGAGAAAAGAAGAUAUUAUCCGAGUGUUAUUUGUGCAUAAAGCAUUUUGGGAGUUUAACUGCUCAUUCCUCCAGUCGCUGUUUUUCAGUUAAAUGUGGACUUUAUACAGUAAAAUGUCUGAAAUUUGUAAUCCAAAGCUUAGGACGAGAACCGACUGUGGCAUGAAGGUACAUGUUAGAAUAAAACGAUACAUAUUUUAUCAUC